Messenger RNA from Eublepharis macularius, 4353 nucleotides. RefSeq names its product maestro heat-like repeat-containing protein family member 2B. NCBI's taxonomy places the organism in Eukaryota, Metazoa, Chordata, Lepidosauria, Squamata, Eublepharidae. The transcript has 38 exons. The coding region runs from base 1 to 4353 and encodes 1450 amino acids. The record is from RefSeq and is a predicted model, not a curated record. Gene Ontology annotation, cellular component: cytoplasm.
AUGUUAGGGGUCUUGAUACGGCGUCAAGAGCAGCAAGAGGAGAUAGUCAAGAAUGUCCCACAGCUGCUUGCAGUGAGCAAAAGUCUGGACUCUUUCCUCGUUGCCAAAAGGCUGAGCCUUUUUUUGGAUGUCUGUGAGGAAUAUAAACCCCCAAUGCCAAAGAAGACGUUCCAGGCUGUCUGUGACUUUGUAUUCAAGCAGGUUCUCCCACUUGGUACUUCAGUCCAACAAUUGAAGAAGUGGCCCAGGAUCACAGACAGGUUCUUAUUCCACAGCUCAAAGCCACAGAUCCUAGAGAUCACACUGCAGGGACAGAUCCAAGGAGGACCAGGUGCGCAGGAUCAGUUCACCAGAGAGCAUCGCGACGUGUUGAUGGAGGCUUUCAGCCACUUGGUUUGCUGUUCUCCCAUGGAUGCCCUGGACUUCUUACAGACUCAAAUGAAGGACAACACUGAACACGUCCGUGUGGUCUUACUCAAAUACCUCAAAGCCAUCGUUGUUAGUGAUAACUUGUGUGAAACCAGAAGCAGGAAACAGCCGAUUGUGGAUGCUGUGAAAUGCAUUCUGGAUGAUCCCCGUGAAGCGGUGAUCAAGGCGACGUUGGGGUUCAUUAAAGAGCUCCUCCGCUCCCAGAACGUGGAGGGCUGUGCCGUGUGGGACAUGGUGGCCUACGUCUUCCAGCAGUUCAACCGGCCAGUUGACCAGCCAAGGGCAAAAGCCAGUCUCCUGCGUCAGAAAGAAAAAGACGAUAUUCAGGAAAUCUGUAUCGAUGUCUUGGAGAAUCUGAACACCUCUGCAGAAGGGAUGAGUAAAAUUCUUUGGCCAAAGCUGCUGCAUUUUGUGGUACCAGCUCCAUACAGUCCUGCUUUGAGGCCCCUCUGCAGAUGUCUGAAAGAACUGGCAGUCCUUCAGCAGGGAGAUUCAGCUCUUUUCCUUGGGUCUUGCAAAGGAGUGAAACUCCCAAGUGCCCAAGGACUGUUUGCAAGGCUUCUGGUCCUGGCCUCCAACCCCAACCAGAGAGGAAGGAGGGCUCUGCAACUCUUGCACACAAUGCGCUGCAACAUCCACGCCGCACUCAACAAGCUGUGGGGGAUGCAAAUUCCCUUCCUUUGGGAAUCCAUCCCAGUUGAUGCAUUUGGAGCCAGCGGUCAGGAAUGGGAGCAGAAACUGCUGCAGUUCCUGAGAAGAUCCCUAGAGACCAUUGCUGACAGCAACUGGAGCCGGAAUUUGAGCCGUGAAUUUGAAAGUCAGAUGUCCAGCUAUAUCGAUCAGUCGUCUGAAAAGAGUUUCCUUUAUAAAUCAUUGGGGACGUCACUAACGAGCUGUGAGGAUGUGCCCUUCGUUAAAAGUCAGAUUCAGCAUAUCAUAGAGAAUGCCAAUUAUCUGGAAGCGUCUGAGAGAGAGAAGGUCAUCCACGUCCUUUCCUUUUCUGCCAUGGGCCAUUUUGACCUCACGUUAAGCACACUGCACAAGUUUGGAGACAGAGGGGGAAAGAAAACGAAGGUGUCUGAAAUCAUCAGCCACUAUAAGGACUACUAUCAAGGUCGGAGAGGCCAUGUCCACCAAACGCUGAUGCUCACGUAUGGCCGAGUGGCUCUCUGUGCCCCCAAGGAGCUCUUCCUCUCCCAGGUGGAAACCAACAUCAUUAAGAGAGUUCUGCAACAUUACCACCAGAGUGGUCAGGUGCUUGGUGUCAGCAUCGCAAACAAGGACAUCAAUCUCAAGCUGGCCUUCCUCCAGAGCAUGAUAGACAUCAGCCACGCCAUCCAUGAGACACAGGACUACCGGGACAUGCAGUUUACGUGCAAAAAGGAACUCGUAGGAGUCAUGCUGGCUUUCAUCAGAGAGGAGCCCUUAGAUUCGCUAGCUACUCCAAUUCGCCCGAUGGCCAUCAUCACCCUUGGGUGCCUGAGCAAACUGAAGCCAUUUUUGACUCUGGAGGAAAAUCGGGACCUCGUUGAUCAAAGCAUCAAAAGUUUGUUCCCUCUCCCUCCCCUGGAACAGCUGAAAGGGGAGAUGGGAAAGGACUCUGCCUACGUAGAGUCCCUGCACAAUUGUUCUGUGGAUGCCCUUGGAAAACUCAUGAAAAGCAUCCUGCAGGAAGAGCCGACCUCUGAGAUGGUGGAUGAAAUGUUCCAGCUCAUAGACCCCUGGUUUACUGAAACUGAAUGCAGCAGAGAGAGGGCUUUGUAUGCCAGCUAUCAGCUGCUUGCUGCUUUCCAAGAAAGUGUCGGCAUCUUGAGUGAGGAAAAUUUUCAACACUUCGGGACUCUAGUUGCCCUACUUGCCCCAUUCACCUGCGAUUCUUCCACCAGAUGCCGGCACUGGGCAGGCAGAUGUAUCAUUUGCCUUAUGCACAUACAAGCUCAGUCGAGAGUCACACCAGAGGAGGAACAAGAGAUGAUCUUUGCCUGCCAGGAUUUACAGUCUGACUGUCCCAAGGAUCUGUUAACAGCAUCCUGCAGAAUGGCCAAGGUGGUCAGUGCCUAUUUCCCACCGGAUCAAGCUCUGGACUUCAUCGAAGAUAUCCUGGAGGAGCUGGUGUCCGGAAACAAAAUGUGCGCCAUUGCAGCUGGGUAUUGGCUGCUCACAAUCCUGCAAGACUGUGGCGCUAUGAUGGAAGCGCAGGUGUCAAAGAUUCUUGACGUCUUCUAUAGCCGCCUGCCUACUAUCAAGGAUGAGUCCUUGCGGCAAGUCGUGGUGGAUGCUAUUUCCAUUGUCGCGCAUUAUCAUUUGGAUGCCGUGUUCAGCAGUCUCCUGUGUCGGCGCCUCCCGAUGGACAGUGAGACAGGGGAACUCUGGAGGUCUUUAGGCAGGGACGCUUUCCUGGCCGUGCUCAUUCUUUACCGGUUAGCUGCCACAGUAAUGCAGCCACCCAGUUCAGAGACCACAUCAGGCUCGGGCAGUAACGAAACCUCGGUUUUCACUGAUGAGGAGCCGCUCAAAGCCACCUGUGCCAUCUAUGAAGUCGUGUCAGUGCUGCCAAGCGGGGAAGUCAUCCAGGACGUGUUCCCGUCCCUGUUCUGCGCUCUCCUGCAGCAGGUCAGCAGAACCCUGGGGCAGAGGAUGCCUUCUUACGAAGGCCGCCGAAGACUGUUCCGGAGAGAGCAGCAUCUAAGCGAAGGCAACCCUUGCAGACUUUCUGUAGCCAGCCUGAAGACCCUGCUAUUGAAGCUGACCUUGGAGCCCUCCCUGGCAGAAAGCGGGAGGAUGAGUAUCUGGAUUCUACUGAGGGACCCCAGCACCCACCACGAGGGGGUUUGUCUGCUGACCAGUUAUUUGGUUCAGAGGGGCCUUCUUGACAAGGAGAUCGUUGAACAUGUUCUACCCUGGAUGAAUUCAGAGUCUAAAAAACUGCGUCUAACUAGCACUGCCUUCUUUGUAGAGGCAAUCAGGGAUCCCACAUUAUCCGAAACGGAGCAACUGCAGACCAUCUUCCGCAUCCUGAUAGAGAGGGCAAGGGACCAGCAUCCCAGCAUCCGCCAGAUGGCAGUCAGAGGCCUUGGCAACAUCCUCCUUGUGGCUCCUGACAAGGUCAAAAAAGAGAAGAGGACCAUCGUGGCGAUCCUUCUGGGUGCUUUGGAAGAUGCCCAGGUGGUGCGAGAGAGCCUCCAGGUUCUUGCCCGGGUUCUUCCUCACCUGAAGGAGAAGGACGUGGGCUCCCUCUUUAAAAACAUCACCAUGCAGACCUUAAACUACCUGGAUGAUGACGAUGCUGAUCUUCGCAGCGCUGCGCUGUGCCUCUUUGGUGUCCUGGCCACUUCGACAAACUCCAGAUUCCAAGCAUUUUUUGCUGACCAAGUGAGGAGGAAUCUGGUGCCACUCCUGAUUCACCAGCAAGAUCCUAGUCCCCAAGCGUCAGAGGCGUGCAGAGCGGCAUUUCUGCAGUCGGUGCGGUUUUUACCCAAGAGGAAACUGAGAGCCUGCAUUGAAGAGCUUCACUCCACCACCCCCUUCAACCUCCCAUAUCUCCAUGUGUAUAUCUGCAGGCAGCUGGUAAAGGCCAACCCAGAGAUGAAGGAAGAGCUCUUGCAAAAGACAACGGCGUAUUUCAGAAGCAGCUGGGAAGAGAUCCAGACAGCAGCCCUGGACUUGUCAGGAGUCAUUCUGGAAAGCAUGCAGAUCGCAGACCUGGAGGAGACAUUUCGGCUGCAGCUGCUGGGCUCUCUCGAAGUACUUCGGGAGGACCCCAGCCGGAAAGUUCAACAGGCAGCAGCGGAUGUGGCCACCUAUGUCAGGAAGAAGUGGGGGGAGAGAGAGUCGCAUGAAAGAAAACGGGAUGAUGCAACACAAGGACCGGCUCCAGCCUGCAAGGCUCAGCCUGGGACGACAUCGGAAGCAAUGUCAGUCUAA